AUGAGAAUCAUUGGAUCUCUACUCUACCUUACUGCAAGCAGGCCAUACAUUGUAUUCAGUAUGGGAUUACAUGCAAGGUUCCAAUCAAAUCCUGAGGAAUCUCAUCUGAAGGCUGCUAAGAGAAUUCUGAGAUAUUUGGGCACACAGAACCUGGUUAUCUGGUGGACAGGAAAAACACAUCUAGAAUGGCUCAUUUCCUUAGAUCAUGUUUUAUCUCAUGGGGGGAAAGAAACUCCAUUCUUAGGGGAUGAAAGGACUUUGGUGCUUUUUGAGUCUCCGGUUCAUGAUACCGUCAUCGAAGAAUCUGUUGAAGAACCUGAUUCUCUUUUAGCUGAAACAAACCAGGUGGUUGUACUUGUAGAAGAGUAA
Molecule: messenger RNA, 369 nt
Organism: Nicotiana attenuata
Lineage: Eukaryota; Viridiplantae; Streptophyta; Magnoliopsida; Solanales; Solanaceae
Exons: 3
Coding region: 1-369 (122 amino acids)
Source: RefSeq, a predicted model, not a curated record